AUGACGGAUCAAUGUUCAGCUAUGGCUGCUGGCAUUUCCAUGGUGUUUCCUACAUCACGCCACCGUCUUUGCAUAUGGCAUAUUGGUGAGAAUUCGAAGAAGCAUAUUAAGGCAUUGAGGAAUCAUAAGGAUUUUCUGGAUAUGUUUAAUUGUGUGUUGAAAUACACCGAGACUGAAGCUGAAUUUGAGGUUUACUGGACAAGGAUGGUUACAAAAUAUAAUUGUCAUAAGAAUACAUGGCUAGAGAAGCUUUAUGACUGUAGGGAGAAGUGGUGUCCAGCGUUCAACAAGGAUUAUUUCUCCGGGGGUAUUUUAUCUUCGCAAAGGAGUGAAAGCACAAAUCAUGCAAUUUCUAGGAGGCUGUCCAAGACUGCUGGUUUAUGUGAUUUUUAUUCAUCAUUUGUGAGUGUUAUAUCUGAAUGGAGAAGUAAGGAAAAUGGCGAGGAUUCCGGUUUCUCAAGGAGUACCCGCCAUGAUGUUGGAUCAUGUGAAACUCCUUUCACAUGCUAG
Messenger RNA from Ipomoea nil (Japanese morning glory), 510 nucleotides. Its product is annotated as protein FAR-RED IMPAIRED RESPONSE 1-like. Lineage: Eukaryota; Viridiplantae; Streptophyta; Magnoliopsida; Solanales; Convolvulaceae. Bases 1 to 510 code for a protein of 169 amino acids. The record is from RefSeq and is a predicted model, not a curated record. The transcript is spliced from 2 exons. Gene Ontology annotation, biological process: regulation of DNA-templated transcription.